CCGACGCUUCCGCCGCGGCAAGUGUCGCGGGGGGUGGUGGCGGUGUGGACGUUGUCCUGUCCUGCCCGGCCCGGCCCGGCCGGCGCGCUCUGCCCUGUUGAGUGUCGGCGGCCGUUCCGCGUCGCCCGGCAACUGGGCGUGUCGCCCCAGCGGCGGCGCAUGUGCUCCGGCGGGGGUGGCGGGCCGCGGGCGUGCGCGCCGGUGAGCACGGGGGAGCAUGGCCGCCCCCGGGUCGGAGAAGAGCAGCAAGAAAAAGACAGAGAAGAAGCUCGCCGCCCGCGAGGAGGCGAAGCUGCUGGCGAGCUUCAUGGGCGUGAUGAACUCCAUGCGCAAGCAGAAAACUCUGUGUGAUGUAAUUCUCAUGGUUCAAGAAAGAAAGAUCCCAGCUCACCGUGUUGUGCUUGCUUCAGCCAGUCAUUUUUUUAACUUGAUGUUCACUACAAAUAUGCUUGAAUCAAAGUCCUUUGAAGUGGAGCUAAAAGAUGCAGAACCUGACAUUAUUGAACAACUCGUGGAGUUUGCUUAUACUGCAAGAAUCUCAGUUAACAGCAAUAAUGUCCAGUCUUUACUAGAUGCAGCAAACCAGUAUCAAAUUGAACCUGUGAAAAAAAUGUGCGUGGACUUCUUAAAAGAACAAGUUGAUGCUUCCAAUUGUCUUGGUAUAAGUGUGUUAGCAGAGUGCCUGGACUGUCCAGAACUGAAAGCCACUGCAGAUGACUUUAUCCAUCAGCAUUUCACUGAAGUUUACAAGACAGAUGAGUUUCUUCAGCUUGAUGUUAAGCGUGUGACACAUCUCCUGAACCAGGAUACAUUGACAGUGAGGGCAGAAGACCAGGUUUAUGAUGCAGCAGUCAGAUGGCUGAAGUACGAUGAGCCAAAUCGCCAGCCGUACAUGGUUGAUAUUCUUGCUAAAGUCCGAUUUCCUCUUAUAUCAAAGAACUUCUUAAGUAAAACAGUUCAGGCUGAACCUCUUAUUCAGGAUAACCCAGAAUGCCUUAAAAUGGUGAUCAGUGGGAUGCGAUACCACCUCCUUUCCCCAGAAGACAGAGAAGAGCUGGUGGAAGGUACGCGGCCGAGAAGGAAAAAACAUGAUUAUCGCAUUGCUUUGUUUGGAGGCUCACAGCCCCAGUCCUGCAGAUAUUUUAAUCCCAAGGAUUACAGCUGGACAGACAUCCGAUGUCCCUUUGAAAAGCGCAGGGAUGCAGCUUGUGUCUUCUGGGACAACGUAGUUUAUAUUUUGGGUGGUUCCCAGCUCUUCCCUAUAAAGCGAAUGGACUGCUACAAUGUGGUGAAGGAUAGCUGGUAUUCCAAGCUAGGACCUCCAACACCUCGAGAUAGCCUUGCAGCCUGUGCUGCUGAGGGCAAAAUUUAUACAUCUGGUGGUUCAGAAGUGGGAAAUUCUGCACUGUAUUUAUUUGAAUGCUAUGACACAAGAACAGAGAGCUGGCACACAAAGCCCAGCAUGCUGACUCAGCGAUGCAGCCACGGCAUGGUGGAGGCGAAUGGUCUCAUUUAUGUGUGCGGAGGAAGCCUGGGAAACAAUGUGUCUGGGAGAGUCCUAAAUUCUUGUGAAGUUUAUGAUCCAGCCACUGAAACGUGGACUGAGCUGUGUCCAAUGAUUGAAGCCAGGAAGAAUCAUGGGUUGGUGUUUGUAAAGGACAAAAUAUUUGCAGUGGGUGGACAAAAUGGCUUAGGUGGCCUUGAUAAUGUAGAAUAUUAUGAUAUCAAGAUGAAUGAAUGGAAGAUGGUGUCUCCAAUGCCAUGGAAAGGUGUAACAGUGAAGUGUGCUGCUGUGGGAUCUAUAGUCUAUGUUCUGGCUGGUUUUCAGGGUGUUGGUCGAUUAGGGCACAUUCUUGAAUAUAAUACUGAAACAGACAAGUGGAUAGCCAACUCCAAAGUCCGUGCUUUCCCAGUGACAAGUUGUUUAAUCUGUGUUGUAGACACUUGUGGGGCAAAUGAAGAAACUUUAGAGACCUGAAGACCUGUAGGAGAUGCUGGGACAUUUCUUCAAGGACUGGGGGAAAGAUGGCUAUUGGUGCUUUGCUUCCAUGUUUUACUGAAUCUUGUUAAACUGAGUAAUAGAAAAACUGAGAUGCAGUCUUUCAAUUUGUACAUACAGCAUAUUGUAUAACAUGGAUUUUGUCAUACCCAUUUUCUUGUCUGUUUUAAGAGAUGGGGGGUGUGUUUUGAGCAUCCACUUACCUAGCUGAGAACAUAUGGCAUCUUCCUUUAAAAGGAUUCUGUGUGUGGUCUUGUCAAAAAUAGACCUAAUCUAAUUAUUUAGAAGAAAUCAAAGCAUUUGAUGAAGAUAAGAUUUCUGGUUAAAUAAAACUUUACUGAGCUCAGUUGCACUUAAUAAAGGUGAGUAAAUGCAGCUUGGGUCAUGAGAAAUACGAAUGAAUUAUUCUCAUUUAUACCUACCUGCAGAGGCCUUAGUAAGAUGCAGUGAAGAUUCUUUCCUCAGGACUGAACAAGGACAGCAGUAUAAUACAGAUUCCCAUGAUGAAUGGGAAUAGGUUAUGCAGCUCUCUAGAUGAUGAUAUAGCUAUCCUCUUCCAGUGACUAUCUUUCAUCAUUUUCAUGACUGCAUAUUAAUUUUUGAAGUCAGACAGGCCAUAUAUAGAGACACUUUGCUAGUGACAUCUUUGGUAUUUUAGAGGGCCUUCACAGGAAAAACUUUCACUUUUCUUGUUAUGCUGAGGUAGGGAAAUGGUGGAGCCAGUUUACUAUAAUUGUGCACUAUAAUUAGCAAGAAACUCUGGAUUAAUUUUUGAUUAAUUUUAAUUGUAUUUGUCCAGGCAUCAGACUGUACAUGCUGUGGAUGCCAAGCAAAGAUGAGAAUAAGAAUGGGAAAGCCAAGUCAAUACAACAAAUGUAUUGAUUUUCCUCUUGAAAAUGACUUUUUUUUUUUUAAAUGGCAUGAACCAAGUCAUUAAAGAUACCUUAUAGAAGUCUUCUAAAGUUGCUCAUGGUUAUUUCUCUAUUUAUAAGCAUAUGAUUCUGUAAAUGUUUCCAGACAACAUGACAGUAAAUUUCUUUCAGCACAGAAGUUCAGUACGUCAAGUUAACAAUACUGUGCACAUUUUCCAACUUCUGGAAAACUAUACCAUGUAGGUACAUCUCUCCUGUUCCAUGCUAGUCUGUUAAUAAUCUUCACACUAAUUCUGUCACCAUUCUUCUAACUUGCUAAUUUUUUCAGAUCGGUUCCUAUGAGACUAUCGAGUAAACUUAAAAAGCUGGUCCUUGCGUAUCGCUGCUGGUGUGGAUUUAGUCUGCUUUGCCUGCCUGAAGAUCCUGCACAUUCUCUGUAGUAUAAAUUCCGGUUCUCAAAGAAGUCAGUGCUUCUUUGCAGACUUCCUCCUGGCUUUCCUACUCAUCCUAACAGCUCUGCAUGUACAGAAAAUAGUAUAUGCACUGAUAGGUUUAAUAGUGGUUCCUGCAACUCUUUUUUAUUCAGUAGUAAAUGAAUGCUAUAAAACUUUUUUUUCUUUUCCGUCUUGCCUUUCCCUUCUUCUGAGCCAUGAAACUUGUCACUGAUGUCUCUAAAACACUGUAAAAACUGGAGCAAACUGCAGUUUUGGGGUUGUACAUGCUGUUCGGUGGGGUUGUGUUGUAUCUACUUUUAAAAUCUUGAAGCAUCUUUUUCUAACUUGAUUUUCAAGGGGUGAAUCAUUCUUUUUUAAGCUGCUAAUAAAACAAGCGUGAAGCAGGAAAGGCCUGGUGCCAAGCGGCCUGUCAGGGACCACGGGCGGGGCCGCCAUCUUGCGAGAGAGGCAGUGCUGGGGCCGGGGUUUCGCUUCCUCGACUUCUCCCUUGGCCUGUGCUACGGGGCGCGGCUCAGACGCGCUGUCUGGAGCCCGUCCCGGCUGUGAGGCGGCCAGGAUCAGCACAGCUCAGCCGCAGGCCCCGCCACACUGCGGGAGCUCGGGCUGAGGACGAACACUUCGGGCU
Messenger RNA from Colius striatus (speckled mousebird), 3951 nucleotides. RefSeq names its product kelch like family member 7 (gene KLHL7). The record is from RefSeq and is a predicted model, not a curated record. Gene Ontology annotation, biological process: protein ubiquitination. Gene Ontology annotation, cellular component: Cul3-RING ubiquitin ligase complex. The transcript is spliced from 11 exons. Bases 218 to 1978 code for a protein of 586 amino acids. NCBI's taxonomy places the organism in Eukaryota, Metazoa, Chordata, Aves, Coliiformes, Coliidae. Gene Ontology annotation, molecular function: protein binding.